Trichoplax adhaerens is the source of this 1173-nucleotide messenger RNA. RefSeq lists its product as uncharacterized. Gene Ontology annotation, molecular function: UDP-glycosyltransferase activity. The transcript has a single exon. NCBI's taxonomy places the organism in Eukaryota, Metazoa, Placozoa, Uniplacotomia, Trichoplacea, Trichoplacidae. The annotation marks the transcript as partial. The record is from RefSeq and is a predicted model, not a curated record.
UCCUUCUUAGAUGCAAUUUUAUGCGAUCCUAUAUUUUAUGCCUGCCAGGUAGUAGCCGAAUAUGCCGAUAUUCCAAUUCAGAUUGAUGUAUCUCCCCUUGGAAUUGGGGAACCGUUUACUUCGUUACAUCAUAUUCCAAGCCCUCCAGCUUAUAUCCCUCAAUAUAGCCUGGCAAGCAAAAUGAACCUCAUUGAGCGUACAGCGAAUGUUAUUAUUAACCUUAUAUUAUUACCAGCCCUCAACCAUUUGAUUUUCAAACCAAUUUAUGCAGUUACAAAUGCAAGCAAACUUGGAUUAAAAACCAUUCCUCGAUAUGAAGUUAGAAGAGCAAGUUUUCUUAUAGCUAAUGGUGAUUUUGCAAUCGAUUAUCCUCAGCCUUUAACACCAAGUAGCAAGCUUGUUGGACCUAUUCUAGCCAAACCAGCACAGUCAUUACCUACAGACCUAGAACGGUUUAUAACGUCUAAUCCAAAGGGUGCUAUCGUAGUAUCCUUUGGCACAGUUGUAACAGCCUUAAAACAUAUCGUGGAUAUGCAAAUCUUUUUCUAUGCCUUUCGUCGGCUACCUUAUAAUGUCAUCUGGAAGUAUGAUGAAGAAUUGCCCGAUGAAGUUGCCUCUAGGAAUCUUAAAUUAGUUCAAUGGUUACCACAAAAUGAUCUAUUAGGCCAUCCACAAGUUAAAGCAUUUGUUACCCACUGCGGCUAUAACGGCAUUCUUGAAGCUGGUUAUCAUGGCGUACCUAUGGUUGGAAUCCCAAUAGCUGGAGAUCAAAUUGCACAUGCUAACAAAAUUACAGCUAGAACUAUUGGGGUUAUUUUAAAUAUAAGAACUCUAGCAAGUGAUGAUUUAUAUAAUGCUGUCAUGAAAGUAACUAGCGAUCAGGAUAUUCUCGGCAAUGCUUCUAAAGUAUCAAAAAUAAUAAAGAAUAGACCUAACGGUAGGAAACCCGUUGAAGAAGCAGGCGAUUGGGUUGAAUAUGCUUUAAAUUGUAACGGAGGCGAUUAUUUACGAACAGAGGAAUAUAACUUGAAAUGGUAUGAGUUCUAUCUAUUGGAUGUAUUUGCGGUGAUGAUUGCGAUCUGUUAUUUGAUUGUGAAAGUAUUGAGACUUUUAUGGAAUGGAAUGGUGAUGCUAUGCAGUGAUAAUAAGAAAGCUAAGGUUAAAGCGUCAUAA